This is a messenger RNA of Adineta ricciae, 552 nucleotides long. The record is from the annotation of a GenBank genome assembly. NCBI's taxonomy places the organism in Eukaryota, Metazoa, Rotifera, Eurotatoria, Adinetida, Adinetidae.
AUGGAGAAAAUCACACAAUUUAUCUAUAUCCUGGGCUUUAUGUUCCUCAUGGUCACCUUCAUGAACGGAACAUCUAUACAUCGACAUCAUACCAAUCAAAAACUUCAAGAUACCGCUUGCGUGACCACGACCAUUCGUAACCAUGCAUGUCAUGGUAAUCAAUGUCGAAACAGCACAACUUAUAUUCACGGUUGUGAUACCUACGAUGGUGGUGAAUGUGAUAAUUUAACUGUUCAAUACAAUAUUCACAAUGUUAGCAGUUGGCGAAACACCACCUGUGAUCUUUAUGCUUGUCAGAAUUAUAUCUUCGAUGCAAACGAUUGCGCAGAUGCAAAUUUAACAUUUCGUUCGUGUACAAAUGGCGAUUGUCAUAGUGGAUUGUCUUUUAUUCAUGGUUGUUUCGAUAGCGGUUUUAUUAUGAAACAAUUGACUGGUCCUUCUGUUCUCGAUUUUCUUGGUAUUGAUGAUCGACUCAAAGACUAUUUCAACAUUCCUUGUAUCAAUCUUAUUUUUGAUGUUUUGAGUCAACGUCAUGCAAACAAAAAGAAAUAG